This is a messenger RNA of Rodentolepis nana, 1542 nucleotides long. Lineage: Eukaryota; Metazoa; Platyhelminthes; Cestoda; Cyclophyllidea; Hymenolepididae. The record is from the annotation of a GenBank genome assembly.
AUGGCUAGGUGUAUUGUAAUUGGAGGCGGAAUAUCUGGACUCUCGACAGCUUAUCUGCUUUCACGUUUACCUCGAACUCAAGUUGGUCAUGUUUCGUUAAUUGAGGCAAAUUCAUCCCGCCUGGGCGGGUGCAUCUUAACUCUUCGCAAUUCCGAAACUGGGGCUUUACAUGAUCUGGGACCACAUAGCGCUCGAAUAACUGGUCCUGCAUCAAAUCCUCUGCUUCGUCUUGUGUCUAGUUUGGGUUUUUCAAAAGAUGAAGUCUUCUGGAUGCCCUCUCUAACUCGUUAUAUUUAUGCUGCAGGUGCCCUUAGACCUCUCAACUUACUUUCACCUUUAUCUGAACCCCCUUUCACUCGGUCUCAUCUGUCUCUGUUUAUUCGUCGGGCACUAACUAAAGGUCCGGCACCCAUCAAAGGAGACAUUUCCGUAGAUGAAUUUCUAAGGUCACGUUUUGAUGACGAAUUCGCAGACUAUCUGGGAACUGCUCUUAUGCGAGGCAUCUGCGGUGCGGAUUCCAAAAAAAUCAGUGCUUCUGCUUUUCUUAGUCAUAUGAUGAACUGGGAGCGAGAAUCGCCUAAUCUGGUUCUCGGAGCCAUCAAAAGCAUCAUCGCUGGUAAGGUACAAUCGUUGUAUCCUACGAAAACCUACGAUGUGCCCCAGGAUACUCUGGAUAAACUACUGCCACCGUUGAGGAAAGACAUUGCACCACCGAAAUUUGCUAAUGUUUUAAACUUUUCUGCAGGAAUGCAGGCUUUAACUGACCGAAUCGUAAAUGAACUAGAUAAAAUGGACAAUGUACACAUUAGCAUGGGUAGCAGAGCUUGUUCGCUUGAUUAUAAGAAUAAUGCUUACAAGCUCGAAAUCGAACAACCAAAUUUGUUCACAACUGUAGAUGCAGACGCUGUAUUCAUUUGUACUCCUGUUAAACAAAUGGGAAAUUUGUUAUCCAGCCGUUCAUUCAUUUCAUCAGAUGUGACAAAACUGCUGAGUGCUGAAAUUUUCCCUUCGGCUAGUAUGGCAGUAGUCGCCUUAGAAUUUGACAUUCCGAAACCUAAAUUGCCUCAUGGAUUCGGGCAUUUGUUGCCGCUGUGUGAAGAUGAAACUGUAAUGGGCGUCAUUUAUGACAGCUGCUGUUCUCCGCUAAUGGAUGGGGAGAUUGCUUCACGAAGGACCACCCGAUUCACUGUCGUGCUAUCUCCUAGAAAGGAGUGGCUCGAAGCAACAGAAGGAAAAACCUCUUUCUUUUUAGAACCUACAUUACGAAAUGAACUCAUCACAGCUGGAAUGAAUGCUCUAAAAAUACAACUCGGGUUAAAUAUUGAUAAACCUAGCUUCGCUCAUGCCGGUUUAUGGUGCAAUGCAAUUCCAACUUAUCCUGUAGGCCAUCUCGAAAAUAAGGACAAAAUUCGAGAGUCCAUUCAGAAACGUUUGGGAUGCAAACGAACUCUUCAUCUAGUUGGGAUUGCUUUAGAUGGAGUUGGCAUCGGCGAUUGUGUUAAAAGUGCUGUGAAUGCUGUAGACAAUUUUUGUAAGCAAUAA